ACCGUUUACCAGCACUCUGAAAACUCGCAAAGAAAACCCGAAGCCUGUUUCUUCCUUUUUGAACGAGAGACCUGAUAGAUAGAGCCAACCAAGAUGUCCGAAGAGGCCAACACAGCCGUGUGGGAUGACUCCCUGCUGGUAAAGACGUACGACCAGUCCGUGGGACUGGCCCGCGAAGCUCUGGCCCGCCGACUGGCCGAUUCCACCAACAAGCGCGAGGAGGAGAACGCAGCCGCCGACGAGGAAGCUGCCGAGGAUUCGGCCACCGGUGGGGCUCCCAGCGAGGAACCGAUGUCGUUUAAGGUGGGCGACUAUGCCCGAGCCACCUACGUGGAUGGACUGGACUACGAGGGCGCCGUGGUGUCGAUCAACGAGGAGAAGGGCACCUGCAUCAUCCGCUAUCUGGGCUACGAGAACGAGCAGGAGGUGCUGCUCCUGGACCUCUUGCCCACCUGGGGCAAGCGGGUUAGGCGCGAGCAGUUCCUCGAGGCCAAGAAGGAGGAGUCCUCGCCUGGCCCUGCGGGUCAGCUCAAAAGUCACAAGUCAUCCAUUGCCGCUGCAGGCACUUCCAAGAAUCUCAAGUCGGGCGGCAGGCUGGUCAUGCCGCCCAUGCCUCCGGUGCCGCCCAUGAUCGCUGGCCAAGGCGAUGGUGCCGAGCAGGACUUUGUGGCCAUGCUCACCGCCUGGUACAUGUCCGGCUACUAUACUGGUCUCUACCAGGGAAAGAAGGAGGCCAACACCAACACCAGCGCCAAGAAGAAGACGCCCAAGAAGUAAUUCCAUCUAUCAUUUCACAUCAUAUCUUUUUUCAAGACUUGUAGCCACUAAGCAAAAGAAACAAUUAAAAAUUGUUGUGUUUAAAGA
Molecule: messenger RNA, 864 nt
Organism: Drosophila subpulchrella
Lineage: Eukaryota; Metazoa; Arthropoda; Insecta; Diptera; Drosophilidae
Gene: Smn
Product: survival motor neuron protein
Exons: 1
Coding region: 94-777 (227 amino acids)
Biological process (GO): mRNA processing
Cellular component (GO): cytoplasm; nucleus
Molecular function (GO): RNA binding
Source: RefSeq, a predicted model, not a curated record